GUGCGAAAUGUUGAAUUUGGCCAAUAUUUUUGAAUAUAUUUAUUGGUCCCAUGAUGCUCUGAUCUAAAAUGGCUGCCGCCUUCGACUGACGCCGAAGAUUACGGAAUAUUUUAGACAAAUUUGACAUUAUCCAGUCCAUCUACGCGCCCUGCUCCGCUAGGAAAUGGCGUACCGUCUGCUAUCAUCCUGUCAGACGCCUUACUUGCGCCAGUUUGGCCGAAACUGCCUGAGAAACGCGAGACGAACCGAGCCCGGAUUGCGUCAGGCAAGUUCAACCACUCGUUACAUAAACAGGAAUGCGCGGUCGUUCAACUUUUCGGACUUGCAAAACAGUCUUGUUCCGUGUCUGGACUGUGCAACUAACAGGCUGGGACAGAGGACCACGGCAAGACUUGGCAGAUAUGUACAGAGAACAGUUCGGCAAGCCCAGGCAGAGUACAGAGGCAUCUGUCGUUUACUCACCAGAUCUGGAAUGGAGGUUUCACAAAGUGUGGUCAGCAGACUGUUUGGCAUAGGUUUACUACAGUUCCUGAGGACAACUCCUCGCCUCCAACAACAACAACCAGGUGACAAGCCACGAGGGCAGCAAGGAGACGAUGAUGGCCAACCGCAGAACGAUGACACCAUGAACAGACUGAGGCUGGUGGUCCUGGUGUUCUUCCUGCUCUCCCUGUUCUUCAUGCAGGGUCAGAAUGACGGGGGGAGGAUGGUGUCGUGGCACGAGUUUGUACAUGACAUGCUGGCUAAGGGAGAGGUGAGUAGUGUUGAUGUAGAAGACUCCGACGUGGUCCGUAUCCACCUGCAGCCUGGAGCACAGGUGUUUGGACGCAAGCACUACACAAGUACGGUGUACUCCAUGCGGGUGGGGAACACAGAGACAUUCGAGGAGAAACUCAGGCGUGCCGAGGAUGACCUUGGCAUCAGCCCUCAGGACUACGUCAAGGUCACGUUCAGCCAUAUUGGUGCAGGGACCAGGUUGAUGUCCACCCUGUUGAUAACAGGUGCUCUCCUGGGCAGUCUGAUGUUAGUGAUGAUGUUUGUUUGUUUAUUUGUUUGUUUAUUUUAUGUCCACAGGUUGAUGUCCACCCUGUUGAUAACAGGUGCUCUCCUGGGCAGUCUGAUGUUGGUGAUGAUGUUGAUGUCUACCCUACUGAUAACAGGGGCUCUCCUGGGCAGUCUGAUGUUGGUGAUGAUGUUUGUAGCCAGGAGUGCCAUGAACCAGGGAGGUUUGGGGGGAUUCGCCCAGAUGACCCAAGCAAAGUUUACACAGUUCGGGGCGGGAGGGAAAGUUCCCAACGUGAAGUUCUCUGACGUGGCGGGUCUGAAGGAGGCUAAACAGGAGGUCAUGGAGUUUGUGGACUAUCUCAAGGCCCCCAAGAGGUACCUUGACCUGGGAGCGAAGUUUCCUAAAGGCGCCCUCCUGCUGGGCCCCCCGGGGUGUGGGAAGACUCUCCUGGCCAAGGCCGUGGCUACGGAGGCACAGGUGCCCUUCCUGGCCAUGGCUGGGUCCGAGUUUGUAGAGAUGAUCGGGGGUCUGGGUGCUGCUAGGGUUCGUUCACUGUUCAAAGAAGCCAGGAAGAAGCACCCCUGUAUCAUCUACAUCGAUGAGAUAGAUGCUAUCGGCAGGAAGAGAAGUCAGGGGAACUUUGAUGGAAGAAGUGGGGAAGAGGAACAAACAUUGAACCAGCUCCUAGUGGAAAUGGAUGGUAUGGGAACUGAACAAGGUGUGAUCGUUCUGGCCUCCACCAACAGGGCAGAUGUGUUGGAUGAUGCGUUGCUGAGACCCGGCCGUCUGGACCGCCACAUCCUGAUCGACCUGCCGACCCUGGCGGAGCGUAAGGAGAUAUUUGAGCACCAUCUGAAGGCCCUGACUCUGAAGAGGUCCACCUCAACCUUCUCCAGACGACUGGCAGAGCUCACCCCCGGCAUGAGUGGUGCUGAUGUAGCCAACAUUUGUAACGAGGCAGCUCUGCACGCCGCCAGGGAGAACCAGAAAGUCGUGGACACCCAGGACUUCGAACACGCAGUCGAGAGGGUUAUAGGAGGCACGGCUAAGAAGUCGAAGGAGGAGAGGAAGGUGGUGGCGUAUCACGAGUCAGGUCACGCCCUGGUUGGGUGGCUACUGGAGCACACGGACGCACUGCUCAAGGUGACCAUAGUCCCCAGGACCUCGGCAGCUCUGGGGUUUGCCCAGUACCUACCCAAGGAGCAGUACCUCUACUCUCAGGAGGAGCUGUUUGACAAGAUGUGCAUGGCCCUGGGAGGGAGGGCAGCUGAGGCCAUCAUCUUCAACAGGGUCACUACAGGAGCCUCGGAUGACCUGAAGAAGGUGACCAAGAUGGCGUACGCCCAGAUCAAACAGUUCGGGAUGAACCCCAACGUGGGUUACCUGUCCUUCCCUGAGGAGGAUAACAACGGGCUGGGCAAGAAACCCUUCAGCAAGCACCUGGCAGCUCUCAUGGACGAGGAGGCAAGACGACUGGUUGCUAGAGCAUACUACCAGGCACAGAAGAUACUGGUGGACAACAAGGACAAACUGGAUGUGCUUGCCGAGGCCCUGCUAGACAGAGAGGUGCUGAACUACAGCGAUGUUGUGGACCUGCUCGGCCCCCCUCCCCACGGCCCCAAGAAAACUGUGCAGGUGGCCGGCUGGGAUCUGGACGAUGAAGACGACGCCCCCUUGCAGGUCGGCGACAAACUGCAGCCUAAAUCUCCACAAUUGCCUGGGAAUGCCAAGCCUGCUGCAUGAUGGGAACAUUGCAAG
This is a messenger RNA of Branchiostoma floridae (Florida lancelet), 2764 nucleotides long. Its product is annotated as paraplegin-like. Bases 164 to 2749 code for a protein of 861 amino acids. The record is from RefSeq and is a predicted model, not a curated record. The transcript is spliced from 22 exons. Gene Ontology annotation, biological process: protein-containing complex assembly; mitochondrial protein processing. Gene Ontology annotation, molecular function: ATP binding; zinc ion binding; ATP-dependent peptidase activity. Gene Ontology annotation, cellular component: membrane; m-AAA complex. Lineage: Eukaryota; Metazoa; Chordata; Leptocardii; Amphioxiformes; Branchiostomatidae.